AACCCCCCCGAGCACGAUGUCGACCUUCGAUCCAGUCGUCGUGAUUGAUGGAAAAGGCCAUCUGCUUGGUCGUCUGGCCAGCACGGUCGCGAAGCAGCUGCUAAAUGGCCAGAAGAUUGUCGUAGUGCGCUGCGAGGCCCUCAACAUAUCCGGAGAGUUCUUCCGGGCGAAGCUGAAGUACUCGGCCUUCCUCAGGAAACAGACCCGUUACAACCCAACUCGAGGAGGUCCCUUCCACUUCCGAGCACCGUCCAAGAUGUUCUGGAGAACCGUCCGUGGCAUGAUCCCGCACAAAACUGCACGCGGAGCCGCCGCAAUGGAGCGCCUGAAGACUUUCGAGGGCGUCCCACCACCAUACGACAAGAAGAAGCGCAUGGUUGUACCCCAGGCCCUAAGGGUGCUGAGGUUGAAGCCCGGCCGCAAGUACUGCACUGUUGGACGGCUGGGCCAUGAGUUCGGCUGGAAGUACCAGGAUGUUGUUGCUAGGCUCGAGGACAGGAGGAAGGCGAAGGGUGCUGCAUACUACGAGCGCAAGAAGGCCGCGCGGAGGCAGUUGGCGGAGGCCCAGAAGACUGCCAAGGUGGAUGGAAAAGUCAAGUCGCAGCUUGCCGAGCUCGGUUACUAGGUGGCGGUGCUGGGAUGCGAUGAGCUUUCGGAGGGUUGAGGACGUGGGUUGGCGUGGAGUGCAUUGGUCUCAUGCGAUCUCUUCAACCUCUAUCAUAAACCCGGCCUCUUGAGGGGUGUUCCUGGCAAAAAGGGCAUAUAUCGCCGGUGUUCGACUAAUGCUCACGAAUAUCUGGGUCUCUUCAAGGUCGGCCAAUUCUUUUCGUCACACAAUCACGGCUAGAAGAAAUCAAAUUCCAGAGCUGCAUGUUCUUGGCGAUUUUGG
Messenger RNA from Lindgomyces ingoldianus, 889 nucleotides. Its product is annotated as ribosomal protein L13. Gene Ontology annotation, molecular function: mRNA binding; structural constituent of ribosome. Gene Ontology annotation, biological process: translation; negative regulation of translation. The coding region runs from base 17 to 625 and encodes 202 amino acids. The record is from RefSeq and is a predicted model, not a curated record. The transcript has 4 exons. Gene Ontology annotation, cellular component: ribosome; cytosolic large ribosomal subunit. Lineage: Eukaryota; Fungi; Ascomycota; Dothideomycetes; Pleosporales; Lindgomycetaceae.